Messenger RNA from Galeopterus variegatus (Sunda flying lemur), 1708 nucleotides. It is a transcript of the gene FAM20C, whose product is annotated as family with sequence similarity 20, member C. NCBI's taxonomy places the organism in Eukaryota, Metazoa, Chordata, Mammalia, Dermoptera, Cynocephalidae. The transcript has 7 exons. The record is from RefSeq and is a predicted model, not a curated record. Gene Ontology annotation, biological process: protein phosphorylation. Gene Ontology annotation, molecular function: protein serine/threonine kinase activity. Gene Ontology annotation, cellular component: Golgi apparatus. The coding region runs from base 130 to 888 and encodes 252 amino acids.
ACGAGGGAGCAGGAGACACCUCCUGACUUUUUUUAUUUCUCCGACUACGAGAGGCACAAUGCGGAGAUCGCUGCCUUCCACCUGGACAGGAUCCUGGACUUCCGCCGAGUGCCUCCGGUGGCUGGCAGGAUGGUCAACAUGACCAAGGAAAUCCGGGACGUCACUCGAGACAAGAAGCUGUGGAGAACCUUCUUCAUCUCUCCAGCCAACAACAUCUGCUUCUACGGAGAGUGCUCCUACUACUGCUCCACCGAGCAUGCCCUGUGUGGUAAGCCGGACCAGAUAGAGGGGUCGCUGGCGGCCUUCCUGCCAGACCUGUCCCUGGCCAAGAGGAAGACAUGGCGGAACCCCUGGCGGCGCUCCUACCACAAGCGCAAGAAGGCAGAGUGGGAAGUGGACCCCGACUACUGUGAGGAGGUGAAGCAGACACCGCCCUAUGAUAGCGGCCACCGUGUUCUGGACAUCAUGGACAUGACAAUUUUCGACUUCCUCAUGGGAAACAUGGACCGCCACCACUAUGAGACUUUUGAGAAGUUUGGGAAUGAAACGUUUAUUAUCCACUUAGACAACGGGAGAGGGUUUGGGAAAUACUCACACGAUGAGCUCUCCAUUCUGGUGCCCUUACAGCAGUGCUGCAGGAUCAGGAAGUCCACCUACCUGCGGCUGCAGCUCCUGGCCAAGGAGGAGUACAAGCUGAGCCUGUUGAUGGCAGAGUCUCUGCAGAGGGAUAAGGUGGCACCUGUCCUGUACCGGCUGCACCUGGAAGCCCUGGACCGGCGGCUGCGCAUUGUGCUGCAGGCCGUCCGGGACUGCAUCGAGAAGGACGGCGUCCACAGUGUGGUGGAAGAUGACCUGGACACUGAACACAGAGCCUCCCCCGAGAGGUAGUGACCUGCCAGCUGCCCGCUGUGCCCGUUGAGGAAAGAGGAGGGAGACAGCCUCACAGCGACCACACAUGUGCCACAUCGUGAAUUCAGUGAAUUCAGAGACAGGAUGGGACCAUCCCCCAGUCGGUGAACUGUGGCCCUGGGGAGGGUGAGGUAGGUCUGCAGCAGGUCUAACAGGACACUUUUUGUUAGUUUUUGAGACCAGAAAAAGGAAGGAAGGUGCUGUCUGUGCUCACAGACAGAGGCGGCCAGCGGCAGAGGCAUUCCAUCCUUUUUGUAGGGAAAGGAAGCCUUUAUUUGCUAUUUUGUAUUUAUAUAUGGUGUAUAUGUAUAUAAAUAGAGAGACAUAUAUACAGACCACAGAUCACCUACCAAAUUAAUACAAGGACUGUCCUCCCCGCUGGCUCUGUGGGGCUCCUACUUGGCCAAAUUCACCCGUUAAGGGCUCUCACACUCUGGACCUAAUUUAAAAUAAAAACUUUUUUCUCCUCCUUCCCGGGGCCUUUGCACUAGAAGGCUGGAGGGUCUCGUCUCACGGUGGGAGGAGGCUCCCGCUGGACAUCAUGGCCAUGUGUCGCAGAUGGAUACUUAAAAGUGGGUUUCAGAGUGAUGUAAGUGACUAUUGGUCUUAUCGUCGCAGGCAGCAGCAGCCCGGGACGUUCCCUGGCAGCAGUGGGCUCUGCUUGUCCUCUCCCUUUGGACAGCUGAUGUAAAUACACCACACAGGGUCUGCUGUGCACCGCGGCAGUAGGUUCACCUUUGCAGCCUCUGUGGAAUCGUUUGCAAUGUGGUAAAAGUGCAAUAAAGAUACAGCAAAUGUG